Sclerotinia borealis F-4128 is the source of this 1497-nucleotide messenger RNA. The record is from the annotation of a GenBank genome assembly. NCBI's taxonomy places the organism in Eukaryota, Fungi, Ascomycota, Leotiomycetes, Helotiales, Sclerotiniaceae.
AUGUCGCAUACUGUCCCGAAACUCAAUGAUCCAACACUGUUCAAAACCGGAGUUGCCUACGUUAAUGGGGAAUGGGUUAAAGCAGCUUCUAGAAAGACCUUUGAGGUUACUGAUCCAUCAACUGGAAAAUUCAUCGGGAAUGCUCCAGAGUUCGAUGUAGACGACACGAAGAAAGCAAUCGAUGCCGCAGCCGCAGCACUUCCCUCAUUCAAGACUACAACCGGACGCGAACGAGCUAAGCUUUUACGGAAAUGGUUUGAUUUGAUGAUUGAGAACAGUGAGGAUAUUGCUAGGCUCAUAACAUGGGAGAAUGGAAAGCCGCUGGCGGAUGCAAAGGGAGAGACUACAUACGCAGCCAACUUUCUGGAAUGGUUCAGUGAAGAGGCUCCCAGAAAUUAUGGAGACGUUAUCCCAUCAUCUGUUCCUGGAAACAGAAUCAUCACAUUGAAAGAGCCUGUUGGUGUAGUUGGACUUAUCACCCCAUGGAAUUUCCCGGCUGCCAUGAUAACGAGAAAGAUUGCCCCUGCAUUGGCAGCUGGUUGCACAGUUGUUGCGAAGUCUCCGGGUGAGACACCUUUCACCUCCCUUGCUCUCGCCGAACUCGCACACAGAGCGGGAAUUCCUAAGGGUGUAGUAAACUUUGUCAGCUCUCUCAAAAACACACCCGCAAUAGGUGAGCUACUUACUACUUCGCCAAUCAUCAAGAAAGUUUCCUUCACUGGAUCUACUGGGGUGGGUAAAAUUUUGAUGAAACAGUCAUCUUCAACGUUGAAGAAAUUGUCUUUCGAGCUUGGUGGGAAUUCUCCGUUCAUCGUAUUUGAUGAUGCCGAUCUUGAUCUUGCAGUAGCUGCUGCUAUUGUAUGCAAGUUUCGCUCCUCAGGACAAACUUGCGUUUGUGCCAACCGAAUCUUCGUGCAAUCUGCCAUCUAUGAUGCCUUUGCCGAGAAAUUUGUCGCAAAAGUUAAGGAGUUUAAGGUUGGAGGUGGCUUCUCCGAGGGUGUUACCCAUGGUCCGGUUAUUCACGACCGUGCUGUUGACAAGGUGGAAGCCCAUGUCCGAGACGCAGAGAAGAAAGGAGGAAAGGUCGUCCAAGGUGGACAGAAGAUCCCUGAGCUUGGAGCCAACUUUUUCCAACCUACUGUCAUCACUGGCGCUACUACUGAUAUGGAUCUCGCAAACGAGGAAACUUUCGGUCCCGUCGCAGGAUUAUUCAAAUUUGACACUGAAGAGGAAGUGGUUCGAAUUGCAAACUCUUCUGAUGUCGGCUUGGCAGGCUAUUUCUUCACUAAUGACGUUGAAAGGGCCACUAGGAUCUCGGAAGAGUUGGAGCUUGGAAUGGUUGGUGUCAACACAGGUUUGAUCAGUGAUGUUGCAUCUCCAUUCGGUGGUGUUAAGGAGUCAGGAUUUGGACGUGAAGGAAGCAAAUAUGGAAUCGCAGAGUAUCAAACAAUCAAAGUGAUCACAUAUGGAGGCAUGGGCAAGCCUUUACAAAAAUAA